AUGCCACACCAAGUCCUGCCCGAGCUAUGGCCGCUGAUCAUCCCACACCUCCGUCGCCCUCUUCCUCCAACUCACACCGCCUUACCUACCCCUCGCUCUGCGCUGAAGCAGCCUGAUCUCGUAUCGGCCCUGACGGUCUGCAAGGAUUGGUAUCACAUCGCGAGCAGAGCUCUCUAUCCGGUCGCGAUUACAAAUUCGUUCCCCCUCCUCCUUCGAGGCGUCGAUGAUCCCCCAAUACCGAAUAUCCCCUCCAAGCGCGAGCUCCUCGGGCGAAUCAAACAUCUCUACCUCGAGCCGGCGGACGUCCUGCUCGCCUCUGCCGACACGCCAGUCUUUCCAAACCUGCAGACCCUUUCAGUCGGCGCGUUCUCGGGCUCAACUCAGUUCGCUGCGCAGGACCAGAGACAGACGGACGUCGAAUGGGACUACAUCGAAGAGGCUCGGGAGGCUGCCAGUCGCAUCCUCGUCGCCCAUCCCCAGCUUCGACAUCUAUGCGACUGGGGUUGGACAAACGACUCCGAUUACUGCCCGAUCCCCCCAUCACAAACAUCCUACGCCCCGAUCCGCCGCUACAUACACACCCCGCAUGCCCCUUCAGACAGUCUGGCUCAUAUGGGGUCCGACCGCACGGCAGUGGAGCGACUCGUCUGGGCAGCUCUGAUGGAUAGACAGGAGGUGGUCCACGAGAGCGACAAUUCGGACCAGUCAAAUCCUCGCUGCGGCUUUGACGAAAGUCUUUACAUCAUGAUCCCUCCGGAUGGCGGACAAGGCGAGCUCUCAUCCAAGAAAGGCCGCAUAAUGUGGAGGCGUCAGGCGAAAUUCAUGCAGGAGGUCGUCGACAAUAUGAUCGCGGAGGAUGCGGAGGAUCUACGUGACUGGUACAAGCCGUGGGACUCGUGGACCGUCUCCCAGCUCUUUGACGCGCCGCGGUGCCAGGCGUGCGGCUGGUGCCCGGGAAAAGCGGAGGAGGGAGGCCGUGUAGGUGUAGAGUUGGAGAUUGAAGCUGCGAAGGGUAUGAGUGCUGUACGCGCGGAACCGCGCGCUGCUGAGACACUUCCGCGCUAUAUCCGAUAG
Molecule: messenger RNA, 1074 nt
Organism: Dioszegia hungarica
Lineage: Eukaryota; Fungi; Basidiomycota; Tremellomycetes; Tremellales; Bulleribasidiaceae
Exons: 5
Coding region: 1-1074 (357 amino acids)
Source: RefSeq, a predicted model, not a curated record